Molecule: messenger RNA, 3456 nt
Organism: Equus quagga
Lineage: Eukaryota; Metazoa; Chordata; Mammalia; Perissodactyla; Equidae
Gene: CNTN5
Product: contactin 5
Exons: 23
Coding region: 1-3456 (1151 amino acids)
Biological process (GO): brain development; cell-cell adhesion
Molecular function (GO): cell-cell adhesion mediator activity
Source: RefSeq, a predicted model, not a curated record
AUGCUGGAAUUCCAGUUUGACCUGCGUAUGGAUUGUAUUACAGGGAAGAAUGGAAAGGUGGGGGCGUUUGCUCAGAAGUGUCCCCGAACAGAGAAAAUGGCAUCUAAUGUCCAGCCUGCAUCUGUUACCAAGUCAGGAUCUCAUGACUUCAUCUUCGUUGUUGCCUCUGUUCAAAGAGAAUUUUGUAGGGAGGCAUCAGUUUUACUACGGAGUCUGGCUCACAAAUAUUCUGGAACUCUUCCUGGUCUCCCUACUUCAUAUGCUGCUUUGUUAAGAAUUAAGAAGAGUUCAUCUUCAUCCCUCUUUGGUUCAAAGACCAGACCACGAUACAGCAGUCCUUUGUUAGGAACACCGAGCUGGCGAGGGGCAGCUCAACAUUAUUAUGCCCCCAACAAUCUUUAUCAUUCCUCAGAUGCCUUCAAACAAGAUGAAAGUGUGGACUAUGGGCCAGUAUUUGUACAAGAACCAGACGAUAUAAUUUUCCCAGCUGAUUCUGACGAGAAGAAAGUAGCACUGAACUGUGAAGUUCGUGGCAAUCCAGCUCCCAAUUACAGAUGGCUUCGAAAUGGAACAGAAAUAGAUUUGGAAAGUGAUUAUCGCUACAGUUUGAUAGACGGGACCUUCAUUAUAAGCAAUCCAAGUGAAGCAAAGGAUUCUGGUCAUUAUCAGUGUUUAGCAGUCAACACUUUUGGAAGUAUUCUUAGUAGAGAAGCUAUACUUCAGUUUGCCUAUCUGGGAAAUUUUAGUGGCCGGACAAGAAGUGCAGUCUCUGUGAGGGAAGGCCAGGGGGUUGUUCUGAUGUGCUCUCCUCCGCCUCAUUCACCAGAGAUCAUCUAUAGCUGGGUAUUUAACGAGUUCCCUUCCUUUGUGGCGGAAGACAGUCGGCGGUUCAUUUCCCAGGAGACAGGCAACCUUUAUAUUUCUAAAGUCCAAACAUCAGAUGUUGGCAGCUAUAUUUGUCUGGUGAAAAACACAGUGACAAAUGCUCGAGUACUUAGUCCUCCAACACCACUCACUCUGCGUAACGAUGGUGUGAUGGGAGAAUAUGAGCCGAAAAUUGAGGUCCAUUUUCCUUUCAUGGUUACAGCUGCUAAGGGAACAACUGUUAAGAUGGAGUGCUUUGCACUUGGCAACCCAGUUCCAACAAUCACAUGGAUGAAAGUUAAUGGUUAUGUUCCCAGUAAGGCACGUCUGCGGAAAUCUCAGGCAGUGCUUGAAAUACCCAACGUGCAGCUGGAUGACGCAGGCAUAUAUGAGUGCAGAGCUGAAAACUCACGCGGAAAAAAUUCCUUUCGUGGACAAUUACAAGUGUACACUUACCCACACUGGGUAGAAAAACUGAAUGAUACUCAGUUGGACAGCGGGAGCCCUCUCAGAUGGGAAUGUAAGGCUACCGGAAAACCCAGACCCACAUACCGUUGGCUGAAGAAUGGAGUGCCCCUCUUGCCUCAGAGUAGGGUUGAGAUGGUUAAUGGAGUAUUGAUGAUCCACAAUGUGAAUCAAUCAGAUGCUGGAAUGUAUCAGUGUUUGGCUGAAAAUAAAUAUGGAGCCAUUUACGCAAGUGCUGAGCUGAAGAUUCUAGCUUCAGCUCCCACUUUUGCACUGAAUCAUCUAAAGAAAACAAUAAUUGUUACCAAAGGCCAAGAAGUCACCAUGGAGUGCAAGCCCCAAGGCUCUCCAAAACCAACCAUCUCUUGGAAGAAGGGAGACAAAGCAGUUAGAGAGAACAAAAGAAUAGCUAUUCUUCCAGACGGGACUCUACGGAUCUUAAAUGCUUCUAAAUCAGAUGAGGGAAAAUACAUUUGCCAAGGGGAAAAUGUCUUUGGUUCCGCUGAAAUCAUAGCUUCAGUAUCUGUAAAAGAACCUACAAGAAUAGAACUUACUCCUAAAAGAACAGAGUUAACAGUGGGAGAAAGUAUCGUCCUUAAUUGCAAAGCGAUUCACGAUGCUAGUUUGGAUGUCACUUUCUACUGGACGCUAAAAGGACAGCCUAUCGAUUUCGAGAAAGAAGGUGGACAUUUUGAAAGCAUCAGGGCCCAAGCAUCCUCUGCAGAUUUAAUGAUCAGGAACAUCCUUCUGAUGCAUGCUGGGAGAUAUGGCUGCAGGGUACAGACCACAGCAGACAGUGUGUCAGAUGAGGCAGAACUUCUUGUUAGGGGUCCCCCAGGUCCGCCAGGGAUAGUGAUCAUUGAGGAGAUCACCGAAAGCACAGCUACACUCUCCUGGAGUCCAGCUGCUGACAAUCACAGCCCAAUCUCCUCCUACAACCUGCAGGCUCGCAGCCCUUUCUCCCUGGGCUGGCAAACAGUGAAAACAGUUCCAGAAAUCAUAACAGGGGACAUGGAGUCAGCCAUGGCAGUGGACCUGAACCCCUGGGUGGAAUAUGAAUUUAGAGUGGUGGCCACCAAUCCAAUUGGGACUGGAGACCCAAGCACCCCAUCUCGAAUGAUCCGCACAAAUGAAGCAGUUCCAAAGACAGCACCCACCAAUGUAAGUGGAAGAAGUGGAAGAAGGCAUGAGUUAGUCAUCGCCUGGGAGCCAGUAUCUGAAGAGUUUCAGAAUGGAGAAGGCUUUGGCUAUAUUGUGGCUUUCAGGCCCAAUGGAACACGUGGCUGGAAGGAAAAAAUGGUGACAUCCUCUGAGGCUUCAAAAUUCAUUUAUCGAGAUGAAAGCGUCCCUCCUCUUACUCCCUUUGAAGUGAAGGUCGGCGUUUACAACAAUAAAGGGGAUGGACCUUUUAGUCAGAUCGUGGUCAUCUGUUCAGCUGAAGGAGAACCCAGUGCUGCUCCGACAGAUGUCAAGGCUACGAGUGUGUCUGUGUCAGAGAUUCUUGUUGCAUGGAAACAUAUUAAAGAGAGUCUAGGAAGACCACAGGGAUUUGAGGUUGGUUAUCGGAAAGACAUGGAACAAGAAGAUGCGGCAGAAACAGUCAAAACUAGGGGGAACGAGUCAUCUGUCAUCCUGACAGGAUUAGAAGGAAAUACGCUAUAUCACUUCACAGUGAGGGCUUAUAAUGGAGCUGGAUAUGGGCCACCUAGCAGUGAAGUGAGCGCAACCACCAAGAAAUCCCCCCCCAGUCAAGCACCCAGCAACCUCAGGUGGGAGCAACAAGGCUCUGAGCUUUCUCUGGGCUGGGAACCUGUCAGACCAUUAGCCAACGAAUCUGAAGUCCUGGGCUACAAGGUUUUUUAUAGGCAAGAAGGUCACAGCAACAGUCAAGUUAUUGAAACGCAGAAACCUCAAGCAGUAGUACCACUCCCCGAUGCUGGAGUCUAUAUUAUUGAAGUUCGAGCAUAUAGUGAAGGAGGGGAUGGAACGGCUAGUUCCCAAAUCAGGGUACCAUCAUAUUCAGGUGGGAAAAUCACUAGUGCUCAGUCAACCCUCCACACCCUCUCCACGUCUUCAUCCUCAGUAACGUUGCUUUUGGCAUUGAUGCUUCCUUCAACCUCUUGGUGA